Molecule: messenger RNA, 6367 nt
Organism: Spea bombifrons (plains spadefoot toad)
Lineage: Eukaryota; Metazoa; Chordata; Amphibia; Anura; Pelobatidae
Gene: ROCK1
Product: Rho associated coiled-coil containing protein kinase 1
Exons: 33
Coding region: 535-4614 (1359 amino acids)
Biological process (GO): embryonic morphogenesis; peptidyl-threonine phosphorylation; cortical actin cytoskeleton organization
Cellular component (GO): cytoplasm; cytoplasmic stress granule; cytoskeleton
Molecular function (GO): Rho-dependent protein serine/threonine kinase activity; small GTPase binding; ATP binding
Source: RefSeq, a predicted model, not a curated record
CUAUCAUCCUGUGGGCAUUUAGUGGGGAAGUCGUCACUGUGCGGCCUCGGGCGGGGGAGUCAAACAAGGACGGUGCGGCUUCAAUUAUACCGGGCUUCAGGGAUGUAUCACCGGGCCGGGCACUGAGGCGAGGAUCGCAUACCGGAGGGUGCAGAAUACCGGGUCGCCUCGCCGGAGCUGUCACAGAGUCCGGCACCGGAUCACGCGAGCUCUGCUUGGUUGUCACCGGCCGUUUUCCGACCUGUAGCACCAAGCAAGGGAGGCCCAGGCCUGUGUUUAUGUGUCCGGAGGCCCGUGGGGAGGAUGCCGGGGCCCGUCACACCGCAAAGUCCGGCCCUGAAGCGGGGGUGAGGGGCGCAGGGAUCUCCGCGUCAGAGGAGAGGGGGCAGCUCCCCCCACCAGAGACUCGCACGUAUUUCUGUGCAUAGAGCCGGAUACGUGCACACACCGGCCCAGCGACAGCGCUGCUUUCCCCCCUGCCUGCAAGCAGAGCACUGUAUCCACUGCACAGGGCCGGUCAUUUUAAACGUCAUCAUGUCUACCGGGGAGAGCUUCGAGUCCCGGUUCGAGAAAAUCGACGUCAUGCUGCGGAACCCCAAGUCGGAGGUGAACACAGACUGCCUGCUGGAUGGCUUGGAUGCCAUGGUGUAUGAUUUAGAUUUUCCAGCAAUGAGGAAAAACAAGAACAUAGACAACUUUUUAAACCGCUAUAAAGACACGAUAAGUAAAAUCCGAGAUCUGCGCAUGAAAGCUGAAGAUUAUGAAGUAGUAAAGGUUAUUGGUAGGGGAGCGUUUGGUGAAGUUCAGCUGGUAAGGCAUAAAUCUACAAGGAAGGUCUAUGCAAUGAAGCUUUUGAGUAAGCUGGAAAUGAUAAAGCGAUCUGACUCUGCGUUCUUCUGGGAAGAAAGGGACAUAAUGGCAUUUGCUAAUAGCCCUUGGGUAGUACAGUUAUUUUAUGCUUUCCAAGACGACCGCUACCUUUACAUGGUUAUGGAGUAUAUGCCUGGAGGAGAUCUUGUCAAUUUAAUGAGCAACUACGAUGUUCCAGAAAAAUGGGCCCGUUUUUAUACAGCAGAAGUGGUUUUAGCGCUGGAUGCCAUUCACUCAAUGGGCUUCAUUCACAGAGAUGUGAAGCCCGAUAACAUGCUGCUUGAUAAAUCCGGUCAUUUAAAACUUGCUGAUUUCGGUACAUGUAUGAAGAUGAAUAAGGAAGGGAUGGUACGAUGUGACACGGCUGUUGGGACCCCAGACUACAUAUCUCCCGAGGUGUUAAAGUCGCAAGGAGGUGAUGGCUAUUAUGGGAGAGAAUGUGACUGGUGGUCCGUCGGAGUCUUUUUAUAUGAGAUGCUGGUUGGAGAUACACCCUUUUAUGCGGAUUCCUUGGUUGGAACAUACAGCAAAAUCAUGAACCAUAAGAACUCGCUCACGUUUCCUGAAGACAGUGAUAUCUCCAAAGAAGCGAAGAACUUGAUCUGCGCAUUCCUCACCGACAGGGAAGUUCGACUUGGCCGAAACGGGGUGGAGGAAAUUAAACGACAUCUCUUCUUCAAAAAUGAUCAGUGGGCGUGGGAGACUCUGCGAGAUACUGUAGCUCCUGUUGUCCCUGAUCUAACCAGUGACAUUGACACAAGCAAUUUUGAUGACCUGGAGGAAGAUAAAGCAGAUGAGGAAACUUUUCCGAUUCCCAAAGCGUUUGUUGGCAACCAACUACCUUUUGUAGGAUUCACUUAUUACAGUAACAGGCAGUAUUUAUCUGACUCCGCUGCAAGUACGGAUGACAACAGGAGCAGCUCCAAUGUGGAUAAAAACCUGGUGGAAAAUCUUCAGAAGAAUAUCUAUCAACUUGAAGAGCAACUGCAUAAUGAAAUGCAAUUAAAAGAUGAGAUGGAGCAAAAGUUCAGAAUGUCCAACAUCAAGCUAGACAAAAUAAUGAAGGAGCUGGAUGAAGAGGGAAAUCAAAGAAAAAACUUGGAAUCGCUUGUGUCUCAAAUUGAAAAGGAAAAAAUGAUGCUGCAGCACAGAAUGAAUGAAUACCAAAGAAAGGCAGAGCAGGAGAGCGAAAAGCGCAGGAAUGUGGAAAAUGAAGUAUCUACGUUAAAGGACCAGUUAGAAGACUUAAAGAAAAUAAGCCAGAAUUCACACGUCACAAAUGAAAAAAUAACACAACUACAGAAGCAAUUGGAAGAGGCAAACGAUUUGCUGAGGACAGAGUCUGACACAGCUGCACGCUUAAGAAAAAGUCAAAGUGAAUUGAGCAAGACGGUGAGCCAGCUAGAAGCGCUGAACCGCGAGCUGCAGGAGAGAUGCAGACUGUUGGAAAGCAGCAAGUUACAGGUGGAGAAGGAGUUGUUCCAGCUCCAGGCAGCCUUGGAUUCAGAGAGAAGGGACAGGAGUCAAGGGUCUGAAAUGAUUGGCGAUCUACAAGCUCGAAUGACAUCUUUACAAGAGGAGUUGAAACAUCUCAAAAACAAUCUUGAAAGGGUGGAAGCAGAAAGGAAACAAGCCCAAGAUCACCUCAACCACUCUGAAAAGGAAAAAAAUAAUUUAGAAAUAGACUUAAACUACAAACUGAAGACAUUGCAGCAGCGACUGGAGCAGGAGAUCAAUGAGCAUAAGGUGACAAAGGCUCGGCUUAGUGACAAACACCAGACAUUUGAAGAGGAAAAGUCAGUUGCUAUGUGUGAGAUGGAAAUGAAAGUGAAGGCAGAAAGAGCAGCGAAGGAGAAAGCAGAGAACCGGAGAGUGGAGAUAGAGAAGCAGUGCUCAAUGCUAGAUUUUGACCUCAAACAGUCUCGUCAGAAAAUAGAGCACCUUAAUCAGCAGAAGGAGAGGCUGGAAGAGGAGGUUAAACAGCUAACACUGCAGUUGGAGCAAGAGACGAAGAGGAGGCACAUGACGCAGAAUGAACUGAAGGUGCAAGCGUUUGAAGCAGACAACCUGAAAGGAUCAGAGAAGCAUUUAAAGCAAGAGAUAAAUACGUUGUUGGAAGCGAAGAGAUUGCUAGAGUUUGAACUGGUUCAACUAACCAAGCAAUACAGAGGUAAUGAAGGUCAGAUGAGGGAACUCCAAGAUCAACUUGAAGCUGAACAGUAUUUCUCUACCCUUUACAAAACUCAGGUUAAAGAACUGAAAGAGGAAGUGGAAGAGAAAACCAAGCAAAACCAAGAACUUGACAAAAAACUGCAUGAAGUUCUCGGUGACAAAGAGGCUCUGGCUGCCCAGUUGGAUCUGGCUGUUACUAAAGCGGAAUCGGAACAGCUUGCCCGGGCGCUCCUGGAAGAGCAGUGUUUUGAGCUGUCUCAAGAGAAUAAAAAACUGUCUUCAAGAAGCAGGCAUGAUUUCGUGGAGAAGGACCAAACGAUACGCAAGCUGGAAGAAACAAAUAGCACUUUAACCAAAGACGUUCAGGGUUUUACUAAAGAAAACACGGAGAUAAGUGAAAAGGCAAGGAAGCUCGAAGAAGAACUUAGACAGAAACAAGACGAAAUUAGCACCUUGAAAAUUACAUACGAGAAAAGUAUUAACACAGAGAGAACCCUCAAAACCCAGGCUGUGAACAAACUAGCUGAAAUAAUGAACAGAAAAGAUUUCAAGUUGGACCGAAAGAAAGCAAAUACGCAAGAUUUGAGAAAGAAAGAGAAGGAAAACAGAAAGCUACAACUGGACCUGAACCAGGAGAAGGAGAAAUAUAACCAGAUGGUAGCCAAGUACCAGAAGGAACUAGAUGACAUGUUAAUGCAACUGACUGAAGAAAGCAGUAACAGGAACGACCUGCAGAUGCAGCUAGACAGUAAAGAAAGUGAUAUUGAGCAGUUGCGUGCUAGGCUUGCAGACCUUCAGUUGCGUAUGGAUUCUACCAGCGUUGCCAGCCUACAGCCAGAUGACGCAGAUGGAAUUAUAGGGGAGUCAAGAAUUGAAGGCUGGCUCUCCAUACCAAACAGAGGGAACAUCAAAAGAUAUGGGUGGAAGAAACAGUAUGUGGUGGUUAGUAGUAAAAAGAUUCUUUUUUACAACGACGAACAGAACAAGGAACAGUCCAACCCAUUCAUGGUACUAGAUAUCGAUAAGCUCUUCCAUGUCCGCCCUGUGACACAAGGAGAUGUGUAUCGAGCAAACACUGAAGAGAUCCCUAGAAUAUUUCAGAUACUCUAUGCCAAUGAGGGUGAAUGUAGGAAGGACCAAGAGUUAGAACCUGUGCAGCAAAUGGAGAAGACAAACUUUCUCAAUCAUAAGGGCCACGAGUUCAUUCCUACACUUUACCACUUUCCAGCAAAUUGUGAAGCUUGUGCUAAACCUUUGUGGCAUGUUUUCAAACCGCCUCCGGCAUUGGAAUGCCGAAAGUGCCAUGUAAAGUGCCACAGAGAUCACUUGGAUAAAAAGGAAGAGUUGAUUGCUCCUUGCAAAGUGAGUUAUGAUGUGACCUCUGCACGGGAUAUGCUUUUGCUGGCAAGCACUCAGGAUGAACAGAAGAAAUGGGUGUCACAUUUGGUGAAGAAAAUCCCCAAAACACCACCUACGAACUUUGUCCGCGUGUCUCCGAGAACGAUGUCUACGAGAUCAGCAAACCAGUCCUUCCGAAAGCCGUCAAAAACAGCAUCCGGAAAAGCCAGCUAAGCACACCUUUACCACGGUUCUGUGGAUCGGGUCUUCCAUCACAUCUCGAAGCAGCUCAGACAGACAGCCAUUCCUUCUGCCAUCUGUAUCACAGGUUUCAGGGUUAAGACUGCAGUUCCAUUUCCCCUUGCUUAGCACGAGAAGCAUGCUGUGACUUUUUCCUUUAUUGCGGGUUUGCCUCAAUGUAGAUUAGAUGAAUUAUUACUAUGUAAUGCAAGUAAAACAAGGCUUAGCUACGUAUAUAUUCAUAUAUAUUUAUAUUAUUCAAAAACUGUCUGUGGAUAUCUAUCAAAGCCUGUCGGUUGAGAUGGAAUGCAGCCUUCCUUACAUACAUACAGAUCGGCGCUACUACAUCUAUAAAUGGAUUGCCAUUUAUAUCGAAGGCCAAGCACAAAAGGGGGAGCAAAUGAAUAUGUCUCAAAAUGAGAACUGCAGCUAUUCCUACGCAAUCUGUGCCAGUUUCGCAAAGACUGCAGGUUCAAUGUGCAAGAAGAUCAGCGGCAAAUUGAACUCUAGUGCCUUCACUUUACACUUUCUGUCGGCCUUAUAAACGCAGACAGGGGGGCAAGAUUUUAUAACGUUGUUCAUCAAGGUGAAAGGUCAAAACUAUGCAUUUUAAAUUUUUUAUGUUUUUGUUUUUAUUUUUGCCAAGCCAUAUUGUGUUUUAAUAGAGGCAUUAGAAAUCUUAACAGUACAAAACAAAAAAUGUGUUUUGGGUACAUCAUUUCGUUUACUCUGUCAUGUGUUGCCUUAUGGUUUUUAAUGAUACAGAACAUUAACUUAAAGGACAUAUAAAAAAAUUUGUAUGCACUGUGUGAAAUUGUAAAUUAUUGUUAGAACACUUUUUAUUUGGGUAUUGCUUUUGUUCUUAGUGCCUUUGAGUUAUUUUACUGCCAUGUCUGUAGGGACACAAGACCUGUUUGUUUUUGUUUUUUUUCUUUGUAAGGUUAUACCAUUCACUCCCUAGUUUAAAUUUUUGUUAAACUACUAUAACUAGAGGGAGAAAUGUUUUACAAAAGACUGUAUAGAGUGAGGAGAAGCAAUCAGCAGCUUAACCUUUUUUUGUAAUGAACCAAGCCUCUUCCAUGAUAACCAGCGGAGGAUCAUGAGAGCUAGAACAGCUGAACUUGAGUUGUCUAAUAGUAACCUUAAAGUAUCAGUUACUACUUCUAAAGUAGGACUGCCACUUUCAUCUGAACCACCUUUAAUGUCAGCAAUCAAAUGUAAAUUCCCCAAAAACCUUUUAUUUUUGUUUUUACAAAUUGUUCAGACAUAUCUAUUUUUUUUAUAUGCAAUCACUGAUCAAAACUACCUGAUAUGGUUUGUUUUAAUAAAUCUGCGGAGCGUAAAAAUAGUUCAAACCGUUACAACAAUAAUUCAAGAGUUUUCUGUUUUAUGAACAGAUGGUAUAGGAAAUCUAAAAUAAAAGGCUAUUGCUGAAUAGCAGAGAUGAUUAAAGAUAUGGGCAAUAAUGGUUGGUUUUUAUAAAUUAUAUAUAUAAUUUUUUUUACCAAAUACCUCCUAAGUAAUUUAUAAAUUGCUUUGCAGUUUUGUGUAUUACACAAAAAAAUUAUAAAAAAACAAACAAAAAAAAAAACACAAAAAAGCACUGGAAACUGGUUUGUCUGAAGGCAAUUUGCAUGUUCCAAGUGGUAUUGAAUCCGCACUGAUGGAUAUGUAAUAAACAUAUCUGUUAUUAAUAUGCUAAUGACUGUGUGAUCAUUUGAAAAGAAAUAAAAAUUUAUUUAUAGAA